Molecule: messenger RNA, 7779 nt
Organism: Mauremys mutica (yellowpond turtle)
Lineage: Eukaryota; Metazoa; Chordata; Testudines; Geoemydidae
Product: interferon-induced very large GTPase 1-like
Exons: 1
Coding region: 1-7236 (2411 amino acids)
Molecular function (GO): GTP binding
Source: RefSeq, a predicted model, not a curated record
AUGGAAGAACUGGUACAGAAACUCACUGAAACGGGACUGAGUUCCCAGUACUGGCUGCCAAAACUACAAGAUAAACUUGGGGUGACAUCUCCACAAGCUUUAAAACACCUGAGAUAUGGCGACUUCCUAAAACUAGAGAGUGACAUACAGUACCCAUGGGAAAAGCAGGCAUUAAGAAAGCUAUGUAACCUGACAGACAGCAAGACAGCAAUGAAGCAGCCGCAGGGGGGGCACUUGGAGAUGGGAAAGAAGCAGGCUAAAUUGACACUGCAGGAAUUAAAAGAAAGGCAGAAGAAAGGCAGGAGCCGCCAUGAGGAAGCUGUGAGAAAGAAAGAGGAGGAGCUGCAGGGAGCUAUGGGCAUAGCCCCACAGUAUUGGUCUCCCUCUCAGAAAACUUUGAUGGAGAAUGUGCACAAGCAAUUAAGCCUCCCAGAGGAGUCGGUGUCCCAGAGUGAGAAUCUCCCUGACAAGGAAGUUUUGACACGGGCCUCGGGAGGGCUGGCCCUGCAGGGCAUUUACAAAACCAACAAACUCAUGGAGAUGGUGGAGAAGCGAGAGCAGCUCAUAGACAUCCCAGAAGGGUUCGAGCUCUUUGGUCCACAACAAGGGCCGUUGUCUGAGAAGAAGGAGUUUUCAUCUUCUGCAGUAGAAUCCACAUUCACAAAGGCCAUGGAGAACCUGGGCUUCAACAUUAGUGCCACAGGCAAAGGUGGAUUUAGGGGGUUUAGUGCUGAAACCAGCUCAGAUUACAGCACAUCUGAAGAAACCCACAGGUCCCGCUCAGAACAUACCUACCUUUGUAUCACCCAGUACAACUACAUCCCAGUGGCCUCAUGCUACUUCCCCAAGGAUCAGCUUCGACUUUCCAGUGAAGCGCUGCAAGAGUUAAAAGAAAUCGAGACACUUUUGAGUCAUACCCCAGAGCCGGACAAGCUCACCAUUCUGAAGAGCAGGGGCAGGCGAUUCUUCAACAGAUUCGGGUCUCAUGUAAACCAGGGCCCCCUUCACUUGGGUGGGAUAUUCUGGUGGAAAGCGUCUUCUGAGGGAUUCCGGGCAGAGCAGCUGGACGAGGUGAAGAAACAAACAUCCGAUGCACUCAGCUCCUAUGUUGGGGGCAGCCAUGGUGGCUUUGGUUGUCAUGCUGCAGGAAGCGUUAAUGUAUCAAAAUCAGAUUCCAAAACAUCCUUUCAAGGCACUAAUACAAAAACCUUCCAACCAGAGAUUCAACUGUCUAUUACCAAGACAGGCGGCCCGCCUGGAGUGGAUUCACUCACAGCAUGGAAAUCUGGGCUACUGGCCAGUAACAAAACCUGGUCUGUUAUUGACAGAGGCUCUCGGCUGAUUCCAGUGUGGGACAUAAUCCUGUCCAAUCACAGACAAGAUUUUAAUGAUGUUUAUCAAAUGGGCAGCAGUCUCACAAGGGCCUAUGAAGCCCUAACAAAGCUCAGUGCAAGCACAUUGGUUGGGGAGGAAUUAGUCAGUGCAGUUGAUGAGGCCAGAUCGUUCUUAGAGGAAAUGAAGACCUGGGAAGUCACUGGGGAUGAAGAGCAGCUGGUGACUCUACUCAGUUUCAAAGACAAGCUAAACGAAAAAACAAAACACAACAGGACCUGGAUCGACAUCUGCCUGUCGGAUAAGGUGCUUCAGGAUUUCCUGGAAAACACAGUUUUACUAUGCAAAGAUUUACCUGCACAAAAGACUAUGCCCACCAAAUCUCUGCUGUGCUGCCUUCUGGACCCUCAUGUCUAUUCAGUUAAGAAUUUCCCCAAAUCUUCCUCCAUUAUGCAGUGGAUCUUUCAUGCUGAAGAAAAGCCACAAAAAUCUAUCCGUGUUUCUGAAUUUGCUGAUUUCAUUCAAGUCCUACAGGAAAUGAAGAAUUGCCUACAGGCUGUUACCUAUGGGCCUAACUCCUCCCCAGCAGCAGUGAAGGAAGCAAAGGCAAAGGCCAGCUUGGAUGUGAGUUUAGCUUUGUGUUCCUUGCGGAAGGCUCUACAGGGCCGAGAGCAGAUAGACAUAGAACUGUUAUUGCUCUCCAUUGCCGCCAGGGCAGGAUACCGUUUGGACAGUAACACUUUUCAGUAUCUCCUCGGGUGCCCAGAAAUUAACUUCAUGUUAAAGGAAAUGCAAAAGGCACAUGAGAGAUAUUUGAUUCUUAGGGAUCAGGAUGUUUCCAGAGCUCAGGCUUUCCUGUUGUUGACAGGUCUGACAGUGACAGCAGCUGAAUUCAAAGACGUGUCUCCAGAAGAGAAGAACAAACGUUUGACUUUUAUGAAACAUCACAUGGGAAACUCACUGUCUAGUGAAGUUAUUAACAUCCUUAAAAAGCAGAAUGAAUGCAGUGACUGGGAAGUUUUAGAAAGAAACUUGAAUUCCCUCAUAAAGGGGGUCUGUGAAGACACAAAUGAGAAUCUGCAGACACAGGAUAUGACAAAAGAAGUAGAAAAUGUUUGUCAAAGAGCUGAACCAGUAGAAUUACCAAAAACAGAGCUGAAAGAAGUGCAGUCCACUAAUGCUAAGACACACAGCUCUAGUGAAACUCUGGAGUGUCUAAGUUUGAUCAAGCGUCUUGGACUUGAAAACUACCACCCAAGGAAAAUGGCAAAAGCUGAUUUCCAUGUAAUCAACCAGACCACUUUUCAAAAUAACCAGCCCAGAACUGAGAAUGAGCUGCCACUUUAUUUUUUGCAAAAGCUGUUGAUGCUGGACUAUCGGGUAAGGUGUCUGGUUUGCAGGGACGACAGCAAAACAAAAGAAGGUACAAAUACACCGAACACUACAGCCAAUGUGAAUGAAUCUUUAGAUAUUUUAGAUGAUCUUUUUAAUAAUGUCAAUGAAGAAGUUAGUGAAUCUGCUACAAGUCAGACACAUGUGCACCCCAUGGACAUCCAGAUGGCAAUUUUUCACUGUGCAGAUGACUUCACAAGACAGUAUCUUUCAACAAAACUAUCUUUAUGUCAAUUUGCACUCCCACUUCUGGUGCCAAAUCCCUGUACCUCCCAAAUAGAAUUCCCUCUUUGGUCCUUUUGCCAAGUUAAGAAGAAAUGGACUAGUCAUGAGAAAUAUGAUGAGGAGACUGGGGUUAAGAAAUGCAAAGACAAAUGGGUAUAUCAAGCACGUACACCACUGGUAUCUUUCAUAAGAUUGGGAACAUCUUCAUCUUCUAAAUCUCAGAUCUUAAAUACUUUAUUGAGCAAGCAAAAGCAUAGCAUUUUUUUCCAUCGUCAUUGUAGAGGCAGCAGCAAAGAAGGUCUCUUGAUGAAAGGUGUCAUAGAAAUCACCUGGUACUGUUCAGGAGGAAAGGAUGAUGACAGUUUUGACAACUGCAUCGCAUUCACAAACCUUCAUGGAGAUGCAAGGGAACAUGAGCAACAAGUCAAAUUUUUACAGGAAAUUGCUUCUGUCAAUGUAGUUCUCUUGUCAGAUGCUGAUCAGAAUGAAAGAGGCAGGAAACUUUUGCAAGACCUGCUGAAAUCUCCAAAACCUUUCAUCUUUCUGUGUGUUGACAAAGAGAGAAUUUCAGUUAACAGACAAGAAAAACGAGUAAAAAUUGCUGUCAAGAACCGUAAUGAGGCUGAAUUAAUGGACGAACUGAAAGCAAAAAUUAAGUGUGCUCUAGAAGUGUCAAAUACCCCUUACAGUCUAGAUGCAUGUGCUGAUAUUGCUCGAUAUCAUGGAUUCCUCAUUGAUGAAGAUAACCCAGAAUGUAGUGAAGGAAAGUCACUGGCACAGGUAGUGAUAAGUAUUUUGAAUGAAAAAAAGUUAGUAGAGGCCAAGGCCAAAUUCUUGCCACUUCAAGGAGAAUUAUGGCACAUGUGGUGUAAAAAGGACAAAGAACUCACCCGCUUGCAUGAGAGUGAAAACAUGGGUAUUGAACAGCACAAAAGUAAAACCGAAUCAGAAAAACGUAAGAUACGACGUAGACAAUUCAGGACAGCGUUCCCACUUAAUCCUUUAAUGAGGUCAAUGCUGGACAUUCUCCAAUCAAAUUCAGAGACAACUAAAAUGUACUUCCUGCAGUGGUUGAAAGUAUUUAUGGAUGACUUGUCUUCUGGUCACCUUGCAGAACUUCACCAAAAAUACCAUGAGUUGUGGUCACAAAUGCUAGAAAAAAGAAAUACAGGAGAUAAUGAAUUGGAAAAGAAAUUAGAAGAACUAUCAAAUGAGAUAAAUGCAUCUUCCCUGGGCCUUGAACACAUUUUGAGAGAAGUAGGUCAGAUUUAUGAAACUCUGGAUGCAGUGAACCCAAAAGACAAAGAUUUUGCUACUCUGCCACAAAUUGCAGCCAAUUUGAUGGUUUCAGGGCAUCCCAUUGAGCUGAUGGAUGGUGAUGCUUCAUAUGUGCCACUGAAAUGGAUCGGAGCCAUCUUUGACAAGUUAACUGAGAAGCUAGGAGACAAAAAGGUGUUUGUCCUUUCAGUGCUUGGCAUCCAGAGCACUGGGAAGUCAACAUUACUGAAUACCAUGUUUGGUCUUCAGUUCAAUGUCAGUGCUGGGAGGUGCACUAGGGGAGCAUUUAUGCACCUACUGAAGGUGGAUGAAGAGUUCAGACAAAAGCUGAACUUUGACUUUAUGUUGAUUAUUGAUACUGAAGGGCUUCGGGCCAUAGAGCUAGCAAACAGAGCAACUCUUGAUCGUGAUAAUAUGCUAGCCACUUUUGUCAUUGGUAUUGGCAACAUGACGGUGAUCAAUAUUUUUGGAGAGAAUCCUUCAGAAAUGCAAGAUAUCCUGCAGAUCGCUGUCCAGGCAUUUCUGAGGAUGAAGCAGAUAAAGCUCUCCCCAAGCUGUUUGUUUGUGCACCAAAAUGUUGGAGAAUUAACUGCAAAAGAAAAAAAUAUGGAAGGACGAAGACGCCUAAAACAAAAAUUAGAUGAAAUGGCAGUUGUUGCAGCCCAGCAAGAGUUCUGUGAUGUUACCUGCUUUAAUGACGUUAUCCGAUUUGAUGUGAACAACCACAUUCAUUACUUUGCUCACCUCUGGGAAGGGGACCCACCAAUGGCACCUCCAAACCCCAGUUACAGCCAAAAUGUGCAAGAACUAAAGAGCAAGAUUCUCAUGGCUGCAAAAGAAAAUUCCCAGUGCAGUGUUUUGAGUAUGCCAGAACUGAAAGUGCGCAUUCAGGACCUGUGGAGGGGUUUGGUAAAUGAGAAUUUUGUGUUCAGUUUUAAGAACACGCUGGAGAUUGCAGCGUACCACCGGCUGGAAGCAGAGUAUAGUAAAUGGACGUGGGAGUUAAGAAGUCACAUGCUUGACCUGCAGAACAAGCUCAGCAAUCGAAUUAAAAAUGAAGAAAUAUCCAAGAUAGAUAGCGGAUUUCUUGAGAAGCCAAUUGAUGAAAAAUACACUGCAGUCACAAAGGACCUGGAAAAAUAUUUUGGUGAAGAUAAAGACAGUAAGAUAUUGAUUCAAUGGAAAACAAAUGUUGAAAUCAGACUGAAAAUGUUUAAACAAGAGCUGGUUGACAAAGCUAAUCGAAAAGGUAAAGAACUUAUCUGUCUAAAAAUUCAUCAAAGCAGUUUAGAAAAAAAGAGAUCAAUUUAUAAAGGUGCCAUGCUUAGACGAAGCAAAGAGUUAGCUCUAAAAUAUAGAGACAAGAAGCUAAAUGAAAAUGAACUUAGAAAGAACUUUACGUGUACAUGGCAGAAGUGGGUGGAUGAGGUAUGCUCUACUGUCCCAUCAGCUGAGGAACCUGCUAUUGGUACUGAUGUGGAGAAGUUCCUAAUUGAUCAUUUUUCAUCCACAAAUGAUUUAUUAAAAAGGAUUGAAAAAUUCUCGAAAUGUACUGCUUUUUGUAUUGAGCCUACUCAGCAUAUCAGAAAGAAAAAAAGUGUUUGGCAAUGGAGGGCAUCUCAGGAAGAAGGUGAUAAACAGUCAUUAAAUACAUUGAAGGGGGUAACUCAUGCCAUAACAAAGCUUAUAAAUCAAUACAUAGAGAUGAAACAUCCAGAGAUAAUGAAUUACAGUUCCAGUUACUUUCAUGAAAUUGUGAAUAAAAUAGACCAAGCUAUAGACUCUGAACUUGCCAAUGCAAAUUUUGAUGUAACACCUGCAUACAAAAUAGAUUUAUCGUUAUAUCUCUGCCAAAUGGCAGCAAAGAGGUUUAGGGAGAUGUACAAAGAAUUCCAGUUAUCGAAUGACCCACAUACGUAUCUUGAACACGAGAGAGAGGAUUUCUUCAAUUGUUUUAAGAUUGCCUGCCAGGGAGCAACAUCCAUCACAACAUUUGCUGAUUUCUUAUGCAACAAGCUGACUCGAGCGCUCCGCGGCGCAACUUAUGACAAAACUGUCAUUGACAUAGCUGAUGAAAUGAGGUCUAACUAUCCAGCCUUCAAUGGCAAUAGAGCCAAACUGGAGACCCAUAUUCUAAAGUCUCUUGCGGAAGAGGAGAACUUUGAGAAGUACAAGCAAUACAUUCAGUCUCCACGGGACUUUUUUGAAAAUUUUAUCAAAAAGUGUGUUGUUAAUUAUUUAGACAAAGAAAAAGCAAAACUUUUAUCUUUCUUAAAUAGUCGUCUUCGUGUUUUCUGCACUUCAGUUCAUACAGCUAUUGAUGAAUCGACUCAAGCGGUCAAAGACAAGAAUGGCAAUGCGUCCUUAUGGUUGGAUGAAUUUUGCAACAGACUUCGAGGUGACUUACACUUUCCCCGAAAUGAGCUAAAAAGCAUUGAACAUCAGGAGAUAAAAGACAUAGAGUUUCUUAAAAAAAGUAUGGUUGAGGCACUGAAUUCUGUAGAAGAGAAUCUGAAACGGGACUUUGCUGCACUUGAUAUAGAACCAUUUAAAUCAAAACCUCAUGAAAUACUGUUUGAGCAGCUCUGUGGCUGCUGGGAGAUGUGUCCCUUUUGCAAGGCUGUUUGCACAAACACAUUUUCUGGCCAUGGUGGAGACCACAGUGUCCCUUUCCAUCGUCCUCAGGCUGUGACUGGCAUCCAAUGGCACCGAACAAAUCAUCUAAUUAUUGACAUCUGUUCCAGCCUUGUCGCAAGUGACUGCAGAUUGGUCCUGAGUGGGGACAAUAAAAUUCCAUACAGGAAUUAUCGACAAGCUGGCCCUGUUCAUGCCAAAUGGAGCAUCACGCCAGACAACUCAGCACAGUCUUACUGGAAAUGGUUUGUGUGCCAUUUCCGUUCUCAAAUAGAAAAAGAAUAUUCUGGAAAAUUUGAGGGUAGAGGAAGCAUCCCCCCUGAGUGGGCAGAUUUUACGAAGGAGGCUGUGCUCUCUGACCUGGAAAAGCUGUAGUCUUUUAUUCACAGACGGGCUUAUCAAAGGUUGAUGGCUUUCCCUUCGUCUUUCUCUUUGGAAAAUACAUGAAACCUACUGCAUGCGAUAUUUUCAAAUCUUAUUGUUGUUGGUUUGGCUUUAGAACGCAGGUUGUUGAAGCAAAACUAAGGCCUGUCCCCGCCUCCAUUAGUUGGCCCUGUAGAAGCCAUUAACAUGUAAGAAGUUGCUCCUUGCUGUCUCCUGCCCUGUGCUGCUGUGUACGUGUGUCACAGGUAGCAGCUUACUGGAGGGCCACACGCUACCUUGGUUAUGUAGCCCGAGCUGCACUCUGAGCUGGGUCCCUCACCCCCACUACCCAUCCCCUCCUGCCCCAGCCAUGGCCCAGAGCCACUCAGUCCUACCCCCUCCUCCAAACAAGGCCCCUCCUGACUCCCCCACACACUUGGUCCUGCCCCUGUUCUCCCCCAGCCCCCUGCCACUCCCUCACAAAUGUGUCUCACCCUCCUAACCCUUCUAAUUUCCCCUGCCACCCAUCCUCAUUUAUCCUCCUCCCCUCCAUGC